Messenger RNA from Alnus glutinosa, 554 nucleotides. RefSeq lists its product as uncharacterized. The record is from RefSeq and is a predicted model, not a curated record. Lineage: Eukaryota; Viridiplantae; Streptophyta; Magnoliopsida; Fagales; Betulaceae. Bases 135 to 350 code for a protein of 71 amino acids. The transcript is spliced from 2 exons.
UUCCUGCAGCCAAACGGCCUGGAUAUAGGCGAAGAAAAAGUUGAGAGAGAGAGAGAGAGAGAGAGAGAGGGAGAGUGUAGUUAAGCAGUUGCAGGUGGAGAGGAUUGGUAGAGAAGAGCAAAGAAAGAGAGAAGAUGGGGGGAGGAAUGGAGACGAACAAGAACAGGUUCAUAGAGGAGUGGGGCGCAGCCCGAGAGAACCUCGAGCUCAACUUCCGAUGGACUCGACGCAACUUUGCCCUCGUCGGCAUAUUCGGCCUCGUCGUCCCCAUCCUCGUCUACAAGGGCAUCGUUCGUGAAUUCCAUAUGCAAGACGAGGAUGCAGGCAGACCCUACAGGAAGUUUCUGUGAGACUUCAGGAAUGCUUCAUAAUAAUUGUGGGAGUAGAAGAACUAGGUUUCUCUAUUGGACCACAUAAAUGGUAAUUUUCAUAAUCGGGGAAAGUACUUGCUGUUCUUUGAUUCUCUGUAGCAUGUGGUGUUCAGUCAGUUUUCAUUGUACUUUGCUGUCAAGAAUACUGAAUAUUUGAUGACCAAGUUCUGCCUUUUGUGAUCA